ACAGUAAAAUACAACACAACUGAAAGAAGCUUUUAGCCCUAAUCUAAUCGAAUGAGAUUGAGAUUCCAAUUUUGAACAGAAAGAAAAACCUAAUGUCUCAUCGAGACUCUGAUUCCAAGCGUCGCCAUUCUAAGUUCGAUCGAGAACCAAGUCCCAAGAGAUAUAGAAGAGAUGGUAAACAAGAAAGAGAGAGGGACAGGAACAGAGUAACCUCAGAUAGAGUAGAUCAGAGUCAGAGAAACCCACCACUGCCACAUCAUCAUUCUAGGCGAGAAUCUUUGGAUGCCGCUCCCAAGAAAUCAAAUUCGAAUGGUCAUCAUGACCCACCCAAGCAUUUCUCUCAACCACCAAGAUCUCGCUCUUAUUAUCAGCAUGAUGAACUUACUGGGCAGGUUGGACGAAGCAAUGGUCAAAGAGAAGCUGGUGAAAAGAGUAAAGAGAAUAAUGAAAGGGUGGAGCCAGGUCAAAGUAGAGAGCUAAGAGAGGAGAAAUCACAGGUGAAACUGGAUGAUAAUUUACAGAAAAGAAAUGGUUUUUCUGAAAGAAAAGAUGAUCCACCUCCUACUCUGAGGAAAAGGCGGGCAUUUAGGGAGAAGAAGAUUCCUGUGGAUUCAACAAAUGCUAAUCCACCUGCAUUGGUGGCGGUUAAGUCAAGCCAGACUGACCAUCUUCCGGAAAGGAAUGAAAGGAAGGAGGAAAGAAGCAGCAAUCCUCACCAUCUUGAUAGACCUGAGAAGCAAAUUACAGAGGACAGAGCACUUAAUAAGAGUGAAGCUAGGAGGGAUGGCUUUUCAUCAAGAGGAAGGUACGGGGGCAGUGGAGGCAUUAGCAAUUACAGGGGAAGAGAUAAAUUUAAUGGAAGACAAGGUUAUCAUCCUUUUAAGACGCGGGUUGAGAAGUGGAAACAUGAUUUGUAUCAAGAGGUUAACAAGGAUCCUAUUCCAAAGAAUGAGGAUGACCAGAUUGCGAAGUUAGAAGCACUCUUGGCUUCAUAAUAUCAAACAGAAGCAAGUAUUUGCCAAGUUAUUUGUUAAAAAAAAGAAAAAAUUCAACUCGUGGCUUGUGGGACAAUUUCCCGAGAUGAUUUACUUGAUUUACCGGUUUUAUGAUUUUUUUUUCCUCUCUGGUU
Molecule: messenger RNA, 1129 nt
Organism: Cajanus cajan (pigeon pea)
Lineage: Eukaryota; Viridiplantae; Streptophyta; Magnoliopsida; Fabales; Fabaceae
Product: cyclin-like protein
Source: RefSeq, a predicted model, not a curated record